AUGACACAACCUACUGGAUCUAAAGCGUUCCUUGAAGCAAAUGCAUUGGAUGUUAAGAAUCCAGUUAAAGAGAACAAAGCAUCUCGAGGACGUGGCGGUCGAAAUUACUGCGGACGUGGGAGAAACUACAGCCCACAGAAUAAGAAGUCAUUCCAGUGGACUCGUUCUGAACAAUCCCCGAAGGGAAAAGAACACCAAGGAAGUACCUCACAGAAGCGAGAGGAUGCUUGUUUCCGAUGCGGUACCAAGGGACAUUGGUCUCGUGUGUGUCGUACUCCUGCACAUCUUUGUACAUUGUACAAAGAAUUCGUCAAAGGCAAGGGAAAGGAAGUCAAUCUUGCGGAGCAUUCUGAGGGUACAACGCACCUCGAUGCAUCUGACUUUGCAGAUGAUUUUGACGAUACCGCCCUUACGAAAGCCUGA
Eutrema salsugineum is the source of this 423-nucleotide messenger RNA. RefSeq lists its product as uncharacterized. Bases 1 to 423 code for a protein of 140 amino acids. Lineage: Eukaryota; Viridiplantae; Streptophyta; Magnoliopsida; Brassicales; Brassicaceae. The record is from RefSeq and is a predicted model, not a curated record. The transcript has a single exon. Gene Ontology annotation, molecular function: zinc ion binding; nucleic acid binding.